CACUGAUAAUGGGUACUGAUAGACAGCACUGAUAGGUGGCACUGACUGACAUCACUGCUGGGCACUGACUGGCACAACCGCUGGGCACUUACUGGUGGCACUGACUGGCAGCACUGCUGGGCUGCACUGAUGGGCACUGGUGGGUGGCACUGGUGGGCACAGGUGGGUGGCACUGGUGGGCACAGGUGGGUUGGCACAGGUGGGCACAGGUGGGUGCAUUGCUGGGCACAGGUGGGCACACUGCUGGGCACGGGUGGGUGCAUUGCUGGGCACAGGUGGGCGGAACUUGUGUGUGGCAUUGCUGGGCACCGAUCAUCAGGGUACUGAUGAUCAGUGACCCUGAUGAUCUGUGCCGUUCCCUGCUCUGAUAACUGCCGGUUUUCGGCAGUACUUUCCUCACGAUCUGACAGUGUGAGGAAAGUGCAGCCGAGAACCGGCAUUUGCAU
Staurois parvus is the source of this 446-nucleotide messenger RNA. NCBI's taxonomy places the organism in Eukaryota, Metazoa, Chordata, Amphibia, Anura, Ranidae. The record is from the annotation of a GenBank genome assembly.